AUGGGAGAGCGAACCCCACCCCUAGCCAGCUGCAGUGCUCAGGAGAAUGGACCCUAUACACGGCAGGACUUGCAGAAGGCUCCAAGAGGGGCUACGGGCCUGGCUGAAAGGAGGCAGGGAAAGUUUGGGCUCCGCGUCUACAAGGACGGAUGGAAGUUGCUGGUCCGGGAUUCAGGAGAGGGGCGAGGGGCCUGGGGCGGCACCUGCGGACGCCGGCCGGGGCUGGGGCACCGCUGCCAGCCCGGAUCCCGGGAGUGCCGAGAAGGAAGUGGUGGCGGCGGGGAGGAUGAAGCCUCGGCGCGGUCCCCGGCUCCGAAACUCUGUCAGCCCCAAGCCCCGAGGAGACGGAGGAGGUGGGGUCCCGCCGCCCCGCCGGUCACCGGGUCGGGGGAGGGUGGCCGCGGAGCGCGGGCCCGGCACCUACCUGCGGUCCCGGGCGGCAGCCCCAGACGAGGCCUAGUGCACCGCCGCCUCCAUCUCUCCACGUCGCGCCGAGACUGCUGCUCCGCGGCCGCGGCCGCCGCCGCCGCCCUGCGCGCCGGGUCCGAGCCCGGUUCCCGCCUCCGCCCCGCGCCUGCUGGCCGGCGGGCCCGGGAGCACAGGGCCGCCCUCUCGAGCCCAGCGCCGCCCGGGGGCAGAGCGGCCGCGGCGGGCCCCUCACGUCUCGCCCGGGUGUCCUGUCAGCCAGCAGUCUCCCCCGGGUCCGCAGCGCCGCCUCCGCCGCUGCUGCCGCCGCCUCUCCCACAUCCCCGGCCGCCAGGGGAGCCGCCGCCGCGCCGCGACCACCGCCCCCGGCGCCUCAGCUCCCCACGCCGCCGCCGCCGCCCGCCUCACGCCACCGGCCCGGCGCGGCUGGGUCCGCGGAGAGCGUGCAGCAGGCCGCCGCCAGGCCGCCGCAGCCCCCAGCCCACAAUCCACCGCGGCUCCGCCGGGGCGGGAGGGCCGCGGCCAGACCGGGAGUCGCCGCGCGGCUCCGACAGGGCCUGGCGCGGCCGCCGCGGAGCCGGCGUCCCCCGAGCGGGGACGACCCCGCGUGGCUGCCCCGCGCCUCCCCCUGUCGUCCUCGUAAAGGCAGAAGUCCUCUGGGAUCUGCGCUCCGGCUCGCACCGUCCCCCCCGUGCCCAGGUUGUCCAAAGGAGCCGAGCGUUGCCUUCCGCCUUCCCUGGCGAGCGGGCGGGAGCGGACCCCUCGCCCCCCAGACCAACUGACUCCCGGCCGCUCACACCUACUAAAGCCCUAGCUUCCGCCUGCCCCGGCUCCCUCAGCCCCUCAUAG
Molecule: messenger RNA, 1275 nt
Organism: Mus pahari (shrew mouse)
Lineage: Eukaryota; Metazoa; Chordata; Mammalia; Rodentia; Muridae
Product: basic proline-rich protein-like
Exons: 2
Coding region: 1-1275 (424 amino acids)
Source: RefSeq, a predicted model, not a curated record